Molecule: messenger RNA, 2971 nt
Organism: Labrus mixtus (cuckoo wrasse)
Lineage: Eukaryota; Metazoa; Chordata; Actinopteri; Labriformes; Labridae
Gene: tmem60
Product: transmembrane protein 60
Exons: 3
Coding region: 245-649 (134 amino acids)
Source: RefSeq, a predicted model, not a curated record
AAAAACGGCACCGCAGAGCCGGAAGUGAACAGUUGCAGUUGCCGAUGACAACCGCUGCUUGGAGUAACAGGCUGGAAAGAGCUAACAGCUAAGUUGUCGCUUUAAACGAGUGACAAAUAACGAAGUUGUUUGUUUAAGAGUUUGGAUAGUAAUAGUUGCUCCUUCUUGUCCCGAGUCGACUUGAUCCCUGUGGUCCUCAGUCUCUCCUGUUGGGGGUCAUCGGCUCUGCGCCUGUCCUCUGUAGAUGAAGAUGUCCCUGGCCCAGCGAGUCCUCCUCUCCUGGAUCUUCGCCCUCAUCUUCCUCAUCAUGCUCGUCCUCAAGCUGGACUCUAAGAUCCACUGGAACUGGUUUCUCGUCUUCCUCCCCGUCUGGACCUUUGACACCAUCCUCAUCCUCAUGCUCGUGGUGAAGAUGGCGGGACGCUGCAAGCCUGACUUUGACCCCAGGGACGGCGAGCAGAGUCUGAAGAGGAGGCUGUGGUAUCUGACGGCGCUGCUGCUGAAGCUGGCCUUCUGUCUGACUCUGUGCUCGCACCUGGAGAGGCUCUUUGAGACGUGGGUCAGUGUUGUGUGUGUGCCUCUGUGGGUGCUGCUGGGGGGGGCACUGGUGGAGCUGGGACACAGCGUUUUCCACUACCGGAGGGACUGAAGCAGAAUAACCUGCAAUGGAAAAGCUUAUAAACUCGAGCAUCUCUGAUUUAGGAUGCACCAACCCCUCCAGUGGAUUGUUAUCAGGAAAGACAUUUGGAUGGAGUUUCAGUCAGUCCUGAUUGAUCCAAACAUCAAAACAGUUUUUUGUUUUGGGAUAACAAACUGUUUAAUCUGUGAGUCACACAUCGGGUUAGGAGUGUUUAAUGAGUUCUACACAUCGUGGAGAAAGUUGGAGCGGUGCAUCUUUUUCUCUCACCACACUAAGAAGACUUGUUCAAACUGCACCUUUGUGAAUAUUUCAUGUGCACCACUCAUUCGUAGGAUUAAUAUUAUUUUCUCUUCACCUUUCAGAAUGAAGAGUGCCUUUUGUCUCUCGCUUUAAAAUCAGGUUUUACUUUUAAGGUGACCACAUGUACACGUGGUUACAGUAACGUUGUAACAAUGGUUUUAGAUCUGCACUAGUUUGCACUGUGAGCCAUAUUAAACAGAUAAAAUGAAAUCACUAUGAAAGUACAACACAUACCUUUUUAAUGCUGUAAGAAACCUCAAACCCCCUCAUGUCAUUACACAUCCACCUAUAUUUAGGAUUUUAAAAACACUGAGCUCCCCAUCAACAGAUUAAUACGCUUUAACCAGACACCAGGAAGAGAGAUGAUUCUUCAUACUCUAAAUUGAGAUUUCCAAAUAUUGCCCAUCACUAAUCUCUCAUUAAUAAAAUCCUCUUAAGUUGAGUUUUAACAUUUAUUAUGAACCACAGCAAUCCUAACUCAAGGUCCACUCGCUCAGGUUUAUAUCAGAGCUCAGAAUAUGCAGAUAUCUGUGCUGUUAUUGGUAAGAUAUUUAGUAAAUGAAACUUACUUAAAGUUUGUAUUUAUUUUGUGAUAAAUACCCAAAGAUUGCUAAACCCAGAUUUUCAGAAUAAAAGUGUUGAUGGCCUGAACUUUGUGUUUUAAAUAGUAGCUUAGUUAACUUAAUGCUUAAUGUUUAAAAACAGAAGGGAAGCAAGUAUCUUUCAAAAUAAAAUCAUCCAGUGUAUUGUUUUGAAAAUCACAAAAUUCACAAUGUUUAUUUGUCAGGACUCAGGUUAGCAUAUAGCAACCAAAUCAGCAUAUCGCAAUUCCCAUGUGUUACAUGGAUGGUGAUGUUUCUAUGUAUAUGUUUGUUUUCACAACAGAUUCAAACACAGCCAUUUAAAAGUGAGCCACAGGUUAAAUACUGGACUCAUUAAAGACUUUAUAUGUGAUGUUUUGAUCCAGCAGAUGUCGCCCUUGAGCACCAGCAUGAAACCAAAACAACUCGCGCUGCAUUGUUGUGUUAGCAUGCUAAUGCUAGCGAUCUUUAUUCUGCUCGUAUCUUCACACUGCAUGUAAAUUUACCUGAAAUGAGCGUGAUCUAGAAACACAGUUAAGCAGUGAGUACAGUAUGUUAUUCUUCUUUUCUCUAGUCCCUCAAUUAAACAACUUUUAUACACGAGGGGAGGAGUCAGCCGGCCGUCCGGGCGAUGUAAACAAAGUGAAGAUAGAACUCUGAAAACAUCACAGACAGUGGGACUCGGGUGUUACACCCAUUGUAGACAGUCAUGACUCAGAGUUAUUUUCAGAGGAGAUACUUGAGUUCUACAUUUAAGUGUGAAAAAUCACAGAUAAAAACUUUAAAGUUUUGAUCUAGGAGUUAAGAUGAAAAAUGGAUGCCUGGUGCAAAUCUUUUUAAAUUGUUAUUUUACAAAGAAAGGGGGCUUAUGGCAAAUAUUAGCUAAAUGGUCAACAGCGUCACCAAACAACCAAACCCUAAUCAGUAACUCCCUCUCUACCGUCCCUCUAAACUACAGUUUAAAAAAAUAUCCAUGGCUGUGUGCAAAGUUGUGAUUCUCCGUCAAACAGCUGCUGUUAGGAUUAUUUUUAACCUGUGAUCACUUUUCUGUUUUAAGACCGUUAUUGCAUAUAUAAACUAUUAUUCACAGUAUGUCAUUAGUCACACCCUGCCUGCACUAUUCUACAUAUUUAGCACUUUGGCAUCUUUUAAAAACCUGAGUUACUAAACCAAAAUCUUCCUCUGCGUAGACUUCAGCCACCAAAGAAGCUAAAACUGAUCUCAUUAAAUCUGUAGUGAUGACAUGCAGGAGACAAACUCAAGUCGAUAUUUUUGAACCAUUUAUUGAGAGGUUCUGAUCAAGAGUAUAAAUCACACUACCAAGUCUUAUCUUAAGAAAUAAAAUGUAUUUACAACAAUUUUUUUUCACAUACAUUGGUUUCAAAUAAAAACAGACGGUAAAUGAUAUAAAUAAGUUCUAUGGAAAAUAAAACUUGUCUUACAAAAAAUA